This is a messenger RNA of Culicoides brevitarsis, 4257 nucleotides long. RefSeq names its product intraflagellar transport protein 140 homolog (gene rempA). The record is from RefSeq and is a predicted model, not a curated record. The transcript is spliced from 4 exons. Bases 1 to 4257 code for a protein of 1418 amino acids. Lineage: Eukaryota; Metazoa; Arthropoda; Insecta; Diptera; Ceratopogonidae. Gene Ontology annotation, cellular component: axoneme; intraciliary transport particle A; ciliary basal body. Gene Ontology annotation, molecular function: protein binding. Gene Ontology annotation, biological process: intraciliary retrograde transport.
AUGACGCUCUUUUUUGAUACAAAAGUUCAAUUUUUGGAUGAAAAGACCAUUAGUACGGUCAGUGAUUGGCAUCCAAUUGAAUCGUUAUUUGCUGUGGCAAGUUACAGUCAAGACAAAGGAGGCUCAGUGACGAUUUUUAAUGAUUUGGGACAAGCCUUGCCUGAUAUUUCGUAUCCUUUUAACUCGAUAUCACAAUCUACAGCUGUUCGUUGGCAUCCGGAGAAGAUUUUAUUGAUUUCUGGUUGGGAGAAUGGUGAACUGCAUGUUUGGUACGAAAAUCGUCGAGAUUUCGCCCUGGUUAAGAGUCCCCAUCAGAGUCCCAUUAUUUUGCUCGAGUUCAGUGAGCAAGGAGGUCGUUUUGUCACCGCUGACUCUAUGGGAGUCCUCAUUGGAUGGCGCUGUGACUCCAAUAGUCAAAUGUUGACAAUGUUCACGCACGAUUUGAAGGAACAUUUGCUACAUAUCACUUUCCGUAAGACAGUCGCUUCUCCCGUGAGUGCUGAGCUAUCGAAUCUCGCCAGAGCUGCAGUUGGAGGCGAUGAAAGUGCUUUAGAUACACUUACAAACUGGCGUCCGAAGACUGCGGCACGAAAUUUAGCUCAUUCUGGAGUUAAAGACAACCAUUGUUUCUUCGCUGGAACGCAAUCCGGUAUACUGUAUUACAUUAAUCAAGGAGGAACAUGCACUGAGGUCUUUAAAAGCGACAAUAGUCCAAUAACGCAGAUUUUGUGGCAUGAAAAACGGGAAGCUAUUGUUGCGUUGAUGGAAGAUAUGUCCUUAGUGCAUUUCUCGGUGAGUGCUGAUGGAACAUUGAAUGAUGUGGAUCGCGUGAAGUUAAGUGGGCGCAUUCCAGGACACACUGGAGAGAUUUCCUGGGCAGCUACGGAUGUCUUAGCGAUUAUUAUAGGUGAUUUUACUGUGAGAGUUUGGAAUAUAAUGACAAGUGAAACACAAUUAUUGGAGACUAACUUACCUGAAAAUGGUCCUCCAGCGGCAAAUCAGAUUUUUACGUGCAUCGCUUAUUGCAAAGAGAGCAAUACCCUGUGUGCUGGUUCCAAUCAAGGCAAUUUAUUUACCUGGAAAAGGAUUAAAAGUCAAAAUUUCGAUGAAACAUGGCAACUUUCGAACAUCACCAGAGUCCGUGGAGCAAUUAAACAUUGUUUAUGGGGCGUUUGUGACACUAACAAGUCCUGUAUCUUGGUAAAUUGCAUCUCAAACUGUUUCAUAUUAAAAGAGCAAGAACUACUGUCGUUACAUAAUCGAUCGCUAUCGGCUGUGGCCAAAACUGCGACGCAACUCAACAUGGAAGAUGAGAAAGGAGUGAAAGGAGUCCUCACGACAGAUUACCCAAUCACCGAUGUGUGCGUCAAUGAAACGGAUCUCGUGUGCACCAAUGGACGACAAGUUUACACAUAUCGCAUUGAAAAAGUUUCGUCUGAAGAUCAACAAGAUUCUUACCUGAAAGUGACUUUAAUGGGAUCUUUUCAGUCUGAGUCGCGCCAAAUUUUUAUUUACGACAAAAAUGUGGCGAUUUUGAACAAUAACGAAGCAAAAAUUGUCUCUUUGAGUGGCGUGAUGCUGCAAGAACUGCACUUUAAUGACACCGAAGGCAAACCUAUUGGCAUGGAUUUAACCAAUAAUUGGUGCACAGUCUUUUCUAUGAACGGCUACAUCAAAGUUUAUGACAUCGCGAAGCAUGAACCGCAAUUAUUGAUCACCAGAAAUGGCUACGAUUUGUUUGAAAACUUUGGGGAAGUCAUGUAUGCCAAAGCGAAUGCUACGGGAACUUAUUUGGCCAUGACGAUUGCUAAUGAAAACCUUAUCCCUGACCGGAAAUUGUAUUUAUGGAAUAUUGAAAAAGACAAAGUCAUGUUUUUCGAUUUUAUGGAUGCGGAAAUGAAAAUUCCAAAAUUACCGAUCUCUUUCUAUUGGGAUGAGGAAGAUAGUCGUUUCCUAGCAUGUCAAACAAAGACCAUCCACUCGAAAAAGCACGAAAACUUGACUCCAACGAUCGCAGAUGAGCAAAUUUCGAUAGUUUUUGUGACAGAUCGUGAUGAAUUUGGCAUUUCUGAGGAGAUGGACCUUACUUCUAAUGAAAAACUCAUCAAUUUAUGUGUGCCCCAUGUUGUCACCUUAAAAAUUACCACUAUUCAAAAGCACUUUUUGCGCGAUUUCCGUGGAAUUGAAUUUUGUGACGAAGCUACACGUAAAACUGUCUUAAAUUUCUCCUUGAACGUCGCUUUGGGAAAGAUGGAUGAGGCUUUUGGCUGUAUUCGAACACUAAACACGCAGCAAUCAAAUUCGGUCUGGAAUAAUUUGGCAAAAAUGUGUGUGACAACGCAACGUCUUGACUUGGCAAAAAUCUGUUUGGGGCAACUUAAGAUGGCAAGAAGUGUCAGAGCUGUCCGUAAAGCCAUGGAAGACAAUUCUUUGGAGCAAGAAGCGAAAAUGGCGGUACUUGCAAUCGAAUUGAAUAUGUUGGAUGAAGCGAAGGAACUUUAUAAAAAGUGUGGUCGUUACGAUUUGCUGAACAGAUUACAUCAAGCAAUGGGAGAAUUUGAUGAGGCAGUUAAAGUUGCUGAAGAACACGAUCGUAUCCACUUGAAAAACACUUAUUACAAAUACGCGGAAUGGUUCCGUGAGAAAGGUGACAUCCAAAACGCCUUGCAAUAUUACGAGCAAAGUAUGAAUCCAACACACAAUGUCACUCAAAUGCUCAUGGAAGAUCCUCAAGCACUGAAAAAGUACAUGCAAAAGACCACAGAUAAAAAUUUACUAAAAUGGUGGGCAAAAUAUGUCGAAUCAACGGGUGACAUGGACACAGCUUUCAAAAUUUAUCAAAAAGCUGAAGACUGGUUCUCUCAAGUUCGAAUCCUUUGCUUUUUAGGACAACUUAACAAAGCAGAGGCAAUUGCUAAGCAAUAUGACGAUCGCGCUGGAUGCUAUCACCUUGCCCGUCACUAUGAAAAUAUGGAAAAGUAUCAAGAGGCAAUCAAUUUUUAUACAAGAGCUAAAACUUAUGGCAACGCGAUCCGGAUUUGUAAAGAAAAUGAUCUUCAAACUGAGUUAUGGAACGUAGCAUCUGUCGCUCAAGCUGCCGAUAAAGCUUCUGCAGCAGCGUACUUUGAAGAGAUUGGUGACUAUGGAAAAGCUGUCGAACUCUAUCAUAAGGCAGGAAUGAUAUCACAAGCAGUUGAAAUGGCCUUUGCUUCACAACAGCCCGAAACGCUUCAAGUAAUUGCCGCAGAGCUUGAUAACAAAUCAGAUCCUGAACUAGUUCAACGAUGCGCUGAGUUUUUCAUUGACAUCAAUCAGAAUCAAAAAGCUGUUUUACUUCUCUCUAAUAGUCGUCAGUUUCAAAAAGCAUUGGAAAUUGUGUCCAGUAAAGGAGUUCCAUUGACCGAAACUCUCGCUGAUCUCUUGACACCUGAUAAAGAAGAACUUGAUGAACAUACUCGUACAGACAUUUUAAUCCAACUUGGUGACAUUCUUCAGCAACAAGGAGAUUAUCAAAUGGCGACGAAGAAAUUCACUCAAGCUGGUGACAAAAUUCGUGCCAUGAAAAGUCUCCUUAAAUCUGGGGAUCGUGAUAAAAUUAUCUACUUUGCGAGUAUGUCGCGACAGAAAGAAGUCUAUAUCAUGGCUGCAAAUUACUUGCAAGGACUUGACUACCAAAGUGAUGGCAAAGUAUUGAAACACAUUGUCCAGUUCUAUACAAAAGCUCAAGCUUACGAUCUUUUGAGUAACUUCUACGCUCGUGCAGCUCAAAUUGAAGUCAAUGAAUUCAGAGAUUACAAAAAAGCACUAACUGCAUUACAAGAAGCUGCAAAAACUCUUACUAAAGUACCAAACACUGUAAAAGCGCAAGAUACGUUACAACUAACAAUCGCUGAGGUACGAAAAGUUUUGGAAAUUUACGACUUGUAUGAACAUCAAGAGUUUACAGCGGUUAUCAAUGAAGCAAGAAACUUGUUAAUGAAUACAGAAAAGCCUCCGAUACGUCAUGUUCAUGUCAUGGGACUUCUUGUUGAAGCAUUGAUCUCCACGAAACAAUAUCAAGAAGCACUUGGUUUGUUAAGAGAACUCGUCAUUAAAACGUCUGACGGUGAAUUCCGAGAGUUUUUGGAUAAGGGACUCGUUCAAAGAUUAACCGCUGAACUAGGAGUCGAUUUUGAGGCGAUUUGGAAUGUUAAUAUUCGGCAAAAGUCCUUUGGGGACGAAAGCGAGGGCGAGGAGAUUGCCGAAGAGGUGGAGUAA